Melanotaenia boesemani (Boeseman's rainbowfish) is the source of this 1743-nucleotide messenger RNA. RefSeq names its product thyrotropin releasing hormone receptor 2 (gene trhr2). The transcript is spliced from 6 exons. The record is from RefSeq and is a predicted model, not a curated record. Gene Ontology annotation, molecular function: thyrotropin-releasing hormone receptor activity. The coding region runs from base 369 to 1694 and encodes 441 amino acids. NCBI's taxonomy places the organism in Eukaryota, Metazoa, Chordata, Actinopteri, Atheriniformes, Melanotaeniidae. Gene Ontology annotation, biological process: phospholipase C-activating G protein-coupled receptor signaling pathway. Gene Ontology annotation, cellular component: membrane.
ACACACGAGGAAAGAAGCCAUCAGCGGAGGGGAGAGCGUGUUGAAGAGGAUCUUGGAUGCAGCUGAUGGGAAGGCUGGAAAGGUGGCUGAUGGGCAGGUGAAGUUGAGUCUGGAAAUCCUGGGAUAAAUCCACUGGUCUGAAGUGAACUUUGAGAGUGAAAGACAGAAGAAAACCAGGACAGCUCUCUUGUUUCUUCUGUCAGUGAUCGAUCAUCUGGGGACUACCAUUAGUCAAAUUCAUAAUCUGACUUUAAAUAAGAGACAUAUUUCUAAAUGAAAAAAAAACCAUGCCCACUUUUCAGAGUUUCAGCCUUUGUCACUAAUCUUCGCUCAUAUAAUCAUCUUUGAUUGACAAGCAGUCAGCAGACAUGGCCGAUAACAUCAGCUCCAGAGUCGACACCCCAACCAACAUCUCGCUGAGCUCCAACGUAGCCGUCACCCACUCACUAGAAUACAAGACGGUGUCGGUCUUCCUGGUCCUGCUGGUGUGCGGGGUGGGCAUUGUGGGCAACAUCAUGGUGGUGGUUGUAGUCCUGACCACGCGCCACAUGAGAACACCUACCAACAGUUACCUGGUGAGUCUGGCCAUAGCCGACCUGAUGGUGCUGGUGGCGGCGGGACUGCCGAAUGUGGCGGACAGUCUGACCGGAACAUGGAUCUUUGGAGAUGCUGGAUGCCUGGGAAUUACUUACUUUCAGUACCUGGGAAUUAACGCAUCCUCCUGCUCCAUCACCGCUUUCACUGUGGAAAGGUACAUCGCUAUCUGCCAUCCCAUGAAGGCUAAGACAGUGUGCACGGUGUCCCGCGCCAUCAGGAUCAUUGCAGGGGUUUGGAUCUCAACCUGCAUCUACUGCAUGCAGUGGUUCUUCCUGGUGGACAUUCAGGUCGGACGGGACGGACACCAGUUCUGUGGAUACAAAGUCAAACGGGAGCUCUACCUGCCCAUCUAUCUCAUCGACUUCGCCAUGUUUUACGUCAUCCCACUGCUCCUCGCCAUUGUGCUGUACGCUUUCAUAGCACGCAUCCUCUACCUCAGCCCUCUGCCCAACCAGCCCGACACCAGCGCCACCACGCUACGCAGGAGCUGCCGGGAGUCCUCUCAGACAGUCAGGACGGGACGCCAGGGUCGCCCAAAGAAGGUCCUCUCCCCCAGGAAGCAGGUGACUAAGAUGCUUGCUGUCGUGGUCAUCCUCUUCGCUCUGCUUUGGAUGCCCUACCGGACUUUAGUUUUGAUCAACUCCUUUGUGUCUACGCCCUAUUUGGAUGCCUGGUUUGUUCUGUUUUGUCGGACAUGCAUCUAUGCCAACAGUGCUAUAAAUCCUGUCAUAUACAAUGCAAUGUCUCAGAAGUUUCGCUCAGCAUUUCGUGGACUCUACAGUUGCCAGCGACUGGAUGGAAAUCUGCGGUCCCUGUCAACCAUACAGUCUGGUAUUGGUACCAUCCGAGACCUGCGCCCAAUCCAAGCCCACAGUAAUGGAAGCGAUGGAAAGAGAGCCAUCAUGGGAAUUUCAAUGGAUGUCACGACACAGCAGUAUGAGGAUGAACAUCAGGAGACAGUUAAUGGUAUGGGAGCCGACUGUUACACUGAUGUCAACACAACUGCCAUCGGGGGUGGAAAGGAUCUAGAUGAGACGUCUCCAGCUGGUGAUAACGAGUCUGAUGAGUCCACAAUCCACAACACCACAGAGACAUAAAAACACACAAUCAGCAGGAAAACAUGGAAAUACCUCCAGAUAUAACAAU